Molecule: messenger RNA, 966 nt
Organism: Staurois parvus
Lineage: Eukaryota; Metazoa; Chordata; Amphibia; Anura; Ranidae
Source: the annotation of a GenBank genome assembly
GCGGUUUAUGAUAUAGUGGAAGAGAGGAUGGAAAAUGAGCCGGACUUCCAGUACAUCCCGGAGAAAACACCCAGAGACAGCAUUCACUCUGAGGACGAUGCCCUGAGGGAGUCGAUGAUACAGUUGGCUGAGGGUCUGCUCAACGGGACGGUCCUGGCACAGUUUGAUCAACUGUACAGGAAGAAGCCCGGGAUGACAAUGUUGUGUGCCAAAUUACCUCAGAACAUCUGUAAGAAUCGAUACAGAGACAUUUCGCCUUAUGAUGCUACACGAGUUAUAUUACUUGUUGGGGACGAUUACAUCAAUGCAAAUUAUAUUAACAUGGAAAUCCCUUCUUCCAGCAUAAUAAACCGCUACAUCGCGUGCCAGGGCCCCCUGCCCAAUACCUGUCCGGACUUCUGGCAGAUGACGUGGGAGCAGGGCUCCUCCAUGGUGGUGAUGCUGACCACACAGGUGGAACGUGGAAGGGUAAAGUGCCACCAGUACUGGCCGGAGCCCAUAGGGAGCUCUGAAUUCGGCAAUUUCCAAAUAACCUGCCACUCGGAAGUAGGAAACCCAGCGUAUGUUUUCCGAGAGAUGACACUGACAAACUUGGAGAAAACCGAGAGCCGUCCUCUCACACAGAUCCAGUACACGGCCUGGCCGGAUCAUGGCGUCCCAGACGAUUCCAGUGACUUCCUGGAUUUUGUGUGCCUUGUAAGGCAGAAGAGAGCCAACCACGAUGAGCCAGUGGUGGUACACUGCAGUGCUGGGAUUGGUCGAACAGGCGUUCUUAUCACCAUGGAGACGGCGAUGUGUCUGAUGGAGUGUAACCAGGCUGUGUACCCGCUAGACAUCGUACGAACAAUGAGAGACCAGCGGGCUAUGAUGAUUCAGACUCCGAGCCAGUACCGCUUUGUGUGUGAAGCCAUCUUGAAGGUAUAUGAAGAAGGGAUCGUAAAGUCUCCAAAAACAUCACAUCAUUAA